AUAAAUAAUACUAAAAUAAAUCAAAGAAAAUAAUAAUCACACAUGACGUGGCGCAACUAUAAUUCAUGUGUCUUCCAACGUCUAAUCCUUUUUUUUUUAAUUUUUAGCCACCAAUGUAUAGCCUGCUUCAACUAUAGUCCAUACAAAAAGUCAAAGCCACCCUCGUCACCGGAAUCUUUCUAGUUUCUAGUUUCUACUCCAGAUACCCCAUGCUUCACCACUAGUACAUCCCGCAUCACCACUUGUACAUUCCACUUCUCCGAUGACCACCGUCCUCCACCACCUUAUCCUCAUCCUCUAUCUCCUCACACUUUCUAUCUCCACCAGCCACCACCACCGGUCUCUCCUCCAAAACGACACCGUUUCAUGUCCUCUAGACUUUAACUUACUCCGCCGUCUCGUCGGCUCCGACCGCCCGUCCAUCACCCCCGAAACCGCCUGCCGGUACGCUCAACAAGCUCUCCGGCUAGUCGAAUCCGAUUACCUCCUCCGUACAUCCUCCUUCGUGCCGCCGUCGAACACCGCCGAGUCGUGCUGGCAGUCAUACCAAACCGUCUCCGACUACUUUUACCCUAAUUUCGACCUCCGGCGGAACUGCGGCUUCGAAUCGAGCUGGCUCGUGGCUCCUGGAUGUAUGAACAUCACUAACCGUCAACAGUUCGAAAGCAAAAUAUCUAUAUCGACGUUAAACGCCGUCGUUUCAGCGUGUAAUCAGUCACUCGCCGGUUCUGCGUGUCCGUCGUGCACGGUGGCGCUUUCUAACCUACAGGCGUCGUAUUUGAACGGAGAAUCCAUCGGAAACCUAACUAACUGCCGCGAUUAUCCGUUCAUCUACGCCGCCGCGUUCAUCAACCGAUUCGGGCCUACCGAUAGAGAUACGGCGGUUUGCUUAUUCUCUCUAGAUAUCGAAAUCACAAAAUCAAAAAGCAAAAACAAAACUGUAAUCAUCGUAAUCGUUGUGAUAACCGUUACGAUCGGUUUAUUUGGAUCUGUAACCGGAUUUUGGUGUUAUCGGAGGAAAAAACUACGGAAAUUGAAUCGGAAACGUACCGGAAAACGUGAGAUGAAUGCGGUUUCUGCUCUGGAUUCGAUUACUGGAAGCACGACGUUGAUCAGAUACUCCAUUGAUGAUGUGAAAGAAGCUACUAGAAAUUUCUCGCGAGAUAAUAUGAUAGGUAAAGGCGGUUAUGGAAAUGUAUAUAAAGGAGUGUUGCCUGAUGGAUCUGAUGUGGCGUUGAAGCGGUUUAAAAACUGUUCUGCGGCUGGGGACGCGAGUUUCACGCACGAAGUUGAGGUGAUCGCGAGUGUUCGCCACGUGAAUUUGGUGGCGUUGCGAGGGUAUUGUACCGCCACGACAGUGUACGAAGGUUACCAACGAAUUAUUGUGACGGAUUUGGUUAAAAAUGGGAGCCUUCAUGACCAUUUGUUUGAGAAUUGUUCAGCACGGGCUAACCUGAGUUGGCCCUUGCGGAGGAAUAUCGCGUUAGGUAUGGCUCGCGGGCUGGCUUAUUUGCACUAUGGUGCCCAACCCGCGAUUAUUCAUAGAGAUAUUAAGGCUAGUAAUAUUCUUUUGGAUGAGAAUUUUGAGGCUAAAGUGGCGGAUUUUGGGCUGGCUAAGUUUGCGCCCGAGGGUGCGACGCAUGUUAGCACUCGGGUGGCGGGUACAAUGGGUUAUGUUGCCCCAGAGUACGCGUUAUACGGCCAGUUAACAGAAAGGAGUGAUGUUUAUAGCUUUGGCGUUGUGCUUUUAGAGCUUUUAAGUGGGAGAAAGGCUCUUUUAUCGGUUGAUGAUGGUCAACCGGUUCUUUUAGCCGAUUGGGCUUGGUCAAUGGUGAGGAACAAUACGCCUUUAGAAGUUAUCGAUGAUGGUAUGGCGGAUUGUGGCCCACCCGAGAUCAUGGAGAAGUAUGUGUUAGUUGCGGUUCUUUGUUCUCACCCGCAAUUAUAUGCUCGGCCUACAAUGGAUCAAGUUUUGAAAAUGUUAGAUAUGGAUUUACCGGUCCCUUCGAUACCCGAAAGGCCGAUACCACUUAUAGCCGGAAUUGAGGAUAUCGAGAGGUCCGUUAGUAGUACCGGAUCAGGUCAAUUGUCAACUCCUAGAGGAUAUCAAUCGUAUACAAUUGAGAUGGAUGCACGGUCCGCCUCCAAGGAGGCGAUCGAGGUGGAGGAAGAGAAGGAAGAAGAUGACGAUGAAAAAGCUUGUUUAUCCAGCGAAAGAUAACAUUAGACACGACUCGAGUUCUUCACUUGUAUAACUUAAAAUUUUGAUUUCGAUCUUACACACAUAUUAUUAGGUAAAUUAGGAUUUCCAGGAUGUCGUUCUCUUAUAGUAAAUUUCCACUUUGAUUUGUUAAUUGAUUGUAAAGUUAAAAGAGAGUGAAAUGGGUUUUUCAUGUAGCAAAAGUAAAGUGUAUGGAAUGUUUUGCUUUGGCACAUUGUUAAUGGAGAAAAUUUAGUGAA
Molecule: messenger RNA, 2460 nt
Organism: Helianthus annuus (common sunflower)
Lineage: Eukaryota; Viridiplantae; Streptophyta; Magnoliopsida; Asterales; Asteraceae
Product: probable LRR receptor-like serine/threonine-protein kinase RKF3
Exons: 1
Coding region: 263-2221 (652 amino acids)
Biological process (GO): protein phosphorylation
Molecular function (GO): protein kinase activity; ATP binding
Source: RefSeq, a predicted model, not a curated record